GCCGCCUUCAACACCUUCUCAGUGAUGGAUAAACUUUUUUUUUUCUUGUAUUUCUUUCUUCUUUUAACAUGAGAGGAUCUGCAUGAUUACAUGUUAUCGGCUAUUUAGUUGGUUCACUCCAUGCCUGAGCCCAAGUCCUAGGGCUAUCUUCUGCCUCCAAUACGGAAGACAACGAGUGAAGCAGAGUCCUUCCUUCCUCAGUAUGGCCUUCACUCGUGAUUAACCACCAAAGGUCAUUCAGGUUUCCCAAGACUGCAAUACGGGGCAUCUAACUCCUUGACAUGCUCUUCAUCAGUUUACUAUAGUGCUCCUAUCUUUAAACUAGGGUUGCACAACGAAGACUUUGCCGAGGGCGAACCCUGUCUGACAGGGGAUCACAUCCAACUGAUAAGAGAUUGACUUAAACCUCUAUCUUGAAUAUAUGCGUCGACCAACGCAAUCUAACAACAGAAAGACCAGACCAUGCAUAUGAACUCGAUUAUUGGACAAAGUCAGGUGACCAUAGAGAGCACGGACCAUCCACAUUUCUGCCCUGGGCUCCGCGAGCUGUAUUGCUUGAUUUUUGUUGUGAAGGUUUUCAUACAAGGAAAAUGGCCUCGGCUUGUAACGAUGCAGGCGGCCUUAAAGGAACUCUAUCUAAUCCGGGUAGCUCUGAGCAAAAAGCUCAGGGAGAAGCCUCGGGCGAUGCCGUCCUAGUUCAAACACCGGCCAGAGUCAGCGAAGUCGUGUAUUCUGCAUUUUCAAAAGCGCAGAGGAGAUAUAUCGUCUUUUGUACAUCCUGGGCUGGUUUCUUUUCUCCGGUGUCUUCACAGAUUUACUACCCGGCCCUAAACACUCUAGCCUAUGACCUACAUGUCUCAGGUGGCUUGAUCAAUCUGACUCUCAUGAGUUAUAUGAUUUUCCAAGGGUUAUCGCCCAUGUUCGUAGGUGACUUUGCAGACAAAGCAGGCCGACGGCCGGCCUACAUCGGAUGUUUCAUCCUGUACAUAGCAGCCAAUAUUGGACUUGCACUACAAAACAACUAUGCCGCACUCUUCAUUCUCCGUUGUCUACAAAGCGCUGGAAUUAGCACCACCAUUGCGCUCGGCUCCGGGGUGGUGUCGGAUAUCGCAACUGCCGCGGAGCGGGGCUCAUAUAUGGGCUUCGUAACUGCCGGCACGCUACUGGGCCCGUCCGUGGGCCCGGUCAUCGGAGGCCUUCUGGCGCAGUAUCUAGGAUGGAGAGCUAUAUUCUGGUUUCUGACUAUAUUCGCGGGCACCUUCGCCGUCCAGUUCUUACUCUUCUUCCCCGAAACCGCCCGGAAAAUAGUCGGCGACGGUUCGAUCGCGCCUCCAACAUGGAACCUAUCAUUGAUCAACUGGUAUCAGACCAGAACAAGCAGAACAGAAAGACAGGAAGCAAACAACACCCCAGGGGAAAGACAUAAUAAGAUCACCUUCCCCAACCCCCUAAGAACUCUCUCCAUCGUCUUCCAAAAAGAUACAAGCAUAAUCCUCCUCUCAAACGCCAUCCUUUUCGCCGGCUUCUACGACGUCAGCGCCUCCAUCCCCUCAAUAUACCAAGACCUAUACAACCUCAACGACCUCCAAAUCGGCCUCUGUUACAUCCCCUUCGGCCUCGGCGCCACUAUCGCCUCCGUCAUCUCAGGCAAAAUCCUAGACUACAACUACCGCCGUCUCGCAAAACGACUCGGCGUCCCUCUCCACCACGGCUCCAGGGAGGACCUAAAAGACUUCCCCAUCGAAAAAGCCCGUCUGCAACUCGCUUUCCCGCUACUAACCAUCGGCAGUCUAACCGUGAUUGCAUUCGGCUGGGUUCUACACUUCGGCAUCCAUCUAGCUGCCCCUACCACGAUCCUCUUCGUAAUGGGACUAGGCUUGACCGGUGCCUUUAAUACUGUAAGUACAUUGCUUGUGGAUCUUUACCCGGGUAACGCGAGUGCCGCGACGGCGUCGAAUAAUUUUGUUCGCUGUUUGCUGGGAGCUGGUGCCACGGCUUUGAUUGAUCCUAUGUUGAAUGCCAUGGGGAGGGGAUGGUGUUUUACUUUCAUUGCGUUUGUUAUGUUAGGCACGGCGCCGCUUUUGGGGGUUGUUGUGAGGUUUGGGCCGCGAUGGAGGGAGGAGAGGUUGGGGAAGACAGACAUACAAAGAAAAGAAAAAACAAUCGCAGUUGCUGAAUAUCCCGUGUAUUGCUUGCUCGCUAAAUCCGAACCAAUUCAGAUCAUAUCGUGA
Aspergillus pseudotamarii is the source of this 2231-nucleotide messenger RNA. Its product is annotated as MFS transporter. Gene Ontology annotation, biological process: transmembrane transport. NCBI's taxonomy places the organism in Eukaryota, Fungi, Ascomycota, Eurotiomycetes, Eurotiales, Aspergillaceae. Gene Ontology annotation, molecular function: transmembrane transporter activity. The record is from RefSeq and is a predicted model, not a curated record. The transcript is spliced from 4 exons. Bases 591 to 2231 code for a protein of 546 amino acids. Gene Ontology annotation, cellular component: membrane.